ACGGCUAAAUAAAUUUGGGAACUAGUUCAUAAUUUGUGUAAGUGUUUGUAAGUUCAAAGUGGUACUUUCAUUGUUGUUGUUUGUAGUAACUAGUUGUUAAUCUAGGGUUUGUAAUUUCUACUACUACCAAUUAGGUACAUGUUUGUACAUUUUGUUGUCGUUUCAUGUUUGUUGAUGCAUUGAAUGUUUUAAAUUUGUCAGUUUUUUACUGACUAUUUGCAGUAGGAAAUCUAAUGAAAUGUUUCAGGUGACGCUAAAGAAUUCAAAAUAAUCAUGAUUAACACCUCGCAUUGGACCGGAGGAACAGACGAGGAAUAUGAAACUCAAUUUUUUGGUUUUGGUGCCCAACGAUUUAAAAUAGCUGUCCGGCAGAUGGUAGAACAAAAAAUACAAAAUGGUGUGAAAUAUAUGGAAUCUUCUAUUCAAGACUCGUUGGGAUUAAAUGAUACAGACAGAAAAACUCUUACACGUUCUUGUGAUAAGCUUAUACGUUUAUACUGUGAGAGGGCAGGGACUUCUCUUGAAGUUAUAGACAAAGAAAUCGAUCGAAUGCUAAAAAUACCUCAGAAUGUUCUGUUACCGGAAGACGAAGUUCAACUAAACCAAGUUUCUGAAGAGGAGUAUGAAAGCCUUAAAGAUGAAAUAAGUAAUUUAAGGAAACGAGUACACCGCGCUGCCUUAAUGGAGGCUGUGUUGACUGCGGAGGAUGAAGAAUUGUCAUCAGUAGAAAAAGUUUGUGAGAUUGCAACAAAAAAUAUGGAAGUAUUAGACAUACUUAAGAAGAAAUUAGAAAAUACUAACACAGUUAAGUCGGUGCACACGGAGCUCCAGUACCUUUGCUCUAGGGUACCCUUUAUGCAAAAACCUAACAAAGAAGAUCUUUUUGAAGAUUAAUUGAAUGAGGGACAAAACCAAUCUGCAUAUUAGCAGAACAACUUGAGCAUGUCAAGAAAUGAUUGGAUCAAGGACUGAAAUAUGAAGUAUGUUUAAGUAGCUGUGCCACACGGUUUCAUCUGCAAACUAGUAGAUAUUUCUCAUGUCUUAUUCAGGUACAUUGCUGCCUAAUAUCAUCAAAAUCUGUUCGUUGAUUUUCACACGAAAGAAUAUGAGACAUACAUACAACAAACUUGCGUCUAUAACACUAGGAGGAUUGUGCAAAUAUUAAUAUUUUAUGUUAUGAAAAUUAAAAACAGUAAUAACAGGUAUUAUUUUAUUGUAAAACACAUCUUACAUUAUCUAACUGUUGAGAACAACAACAUUUAUUUCAUUUUAUACAUAAAAUAUUCAUAACAUUGACUGGUUGUCACUUAACAACAAAAUAUAACAUCUAGAAUGAAUAGACUUUUAUAUAAAUUAAAAUAGUAUCUAAAAUGUUUAUAACUUGGCACAACAACAAUCUGUAGACAUUUAUUGUUUUAAAUAAAAUAUGCAAACUUUACUCAUCUACGCACAUUAGUUAUCCUAUAUCAUCUUGACAAUUACAAUUUAUCUUUUUUUUAUUUUCAAGUAAAAUUUAGUAAUUCAGGUAACAUUUAAACUUACUACUAACUCUUUGCAUAGAAUUGGUUUUUUGUGAAGAUGAGUUCUUUGUUUUGUAUUAAAGAAACUUUUCUAGGGAUUAUUUUAAUGUCAAAUGAGACUUAUAACUUUUGUCAGUUCUCUAAUUGACUGACUAUAUUAUACUAGAAUCUUUUCAGUGUAUAGAUUUGUUAACAAUUUAAACAAUAUGUUUUAUGUUGUACCCAUAAAUGACAUGUUUGCAGACAAAAAAGUUUUAUAACAUUAUGUCAUAUUCAUUCAUAUAGGGAAUAUAUUUUCUUCACGUUAAUCUUGUUACGUUUUAUCUUAGUAAGGAAAUAGGCUAGAAUACAAAACUGAGAAACCAAAGCCAUAUAGAGUCGGCCUGAUGUGAAAUGUGUGUAAUAUGUGUGAAAUGUUCCAUAGAAUUACAAUAACAGGUGUAUUGAUAAAAUUAAAAUUGCAAAAGUCAUGUUUGUUGAAGGGAGCCCCCAUUAAACAUUUGUUUUAUUUGUUUGUUUGUCAGCAAUACAAAUACAUCAUAUGAAAAUAGCAGCUAUCUAGCUAUUAGAUGCACAACAUACAGCCUGGUAUAUGAGACAUGGAGAUUACAGAUUAUUAAUAGGAUUUUGUUUGUAUUCAUUGGGUAAAGAACCUUUACUAGCGGCUAUUUUACUUCAAUGAUUACUAUUAAUCUGCUUUUAACUUGCUUUUGAUUGCUACUAAUCACAACCUUAACAGUCAAAUGAAUAAUUAACGUUCAAAAAUUUUUAUAAAGAAAUUAUUUACUUUUUUACAAAGUAAGAGCCUGUUGUGUAUUUCACAAUUGUAAAAUAUUGAAGAUCAAUUUUCACAGCUUUCUGAUAUGUCAUGUUUAGACUUUAACUUAUCUGUAGGUUUAAAUGACAAAUAAUAUACGGAAUUUUGCGUCAAAAGAAUGAAGGGUAUCGACUAUUGGGAUACGGGAACAUUAUUAGCAAGCAAUGAAACUGGCAGGUCUGUAGUUUGUAAUAAUUGUUAAAAAAAACGUUACUGAACUAAUUUGGGAUAACUGCUUUACUUUCAAUGUUUUUGUUUAAUUUAACAGUGUUAAGAUUUUAUUUAGUUUAUUGUCACAAUCCUAUAAAUAUUUUUUGUUUUCAACUUAAAUAAACUGUAAUUGUCAAUUUUGUUGAAUCUAUAACUAUCUAUGUCUAGCUAUAUCACAUUUAUGACUUAGUUUACUUUGAAAAAGUAACAGUU
Messenger RNA from Zerene cesonia (dogface butterfly), 2760 nucleotides. Its product is annotated as protein MIS12 homolog. The coding region runs from base 274 to 894 and encodes 206 amino acids. Lineage: Eukaryota; Metazoa; Arthropoda; Insecta; Lepidoptera; Pieridae. Gene Ontology annotation, biological process: mitotic cell cycle. The record is from RefSeq and is a predicted model, not a curated record. Gene Ontology annotation, cellular component: chromosome, centromeric region; nucleus. The transcript has 3 exons.